UUGAGCAAAAUCGAAGAAGCAGAGAACGUUUGACUGAAGAGACGAACGAGAGAAGCGGCUACGUGUGUAAGUAAUAGCGCAACGCAGAUUCCCCACCUAACUCUACCGCUCAAAAUUAUUUGCUGCAACAUUUGUCUAUCUAUCUAUCUAUCUAUCUAUCUACUACCUAAAUGAGCAACCCAUUUAAAGCUCUCAACAAACCCUUCUCUUCCCUCUCCUUUCAUAAACUCUCUUCUCAUGCUUUCAUAGCCGCCCCUUUCCCUCUCCAAUCUGCUAACUACUCCAGAGUCUGUUGCUGUGUAUCUCAAUUUCGCCCUCACUCCUCAUCUCCAACUGCUACAUUUAUGGAGGUCUUCAAAGCAAUUGCUAAGCAAGAACAUGCAGCUCCUGACAGUGUUGCUAUCAGAGCUGAUCAGAAGAGUUAUAGUUAUAGGAACCUCAUCUCAUCCGCGCGCAAGAUAUCUGAUCUCUUGUGCGGAAAAGAUGUAAAAGGAAAUCUUGCGGGAGCUCGAAUAGGGAUUUUAGCCAAGCCGUCUGCUGAGUUUGUUGCAGCACUACUUGGAACUUGGUUAAGUGGAGGUGUUGCUGUUCCACUUGCACUCAGCUAUCCAGAAGUAGAGUUCUUGCAUGUGACUAAUACUUCGAAUGUGUCUGCAAUCCUGAGUACUGAAGAUCAUAGCGAAUUAAUGCAAAGCAUUGCCAGUAAAAGCUCUUGUCAGUUUUUUAACCUUCCAUCUGUUCCCAGUACUUCUUCAGAGGAAAGCAGAGAUGAACGUUCACAGGGUGGGGAAAUUGAUUCAAACGGAAUUUCCCUGGAGAAUAUUGGAAGAUCAAGUGAAGAUCCAGCACUGAUUUUGUACACUAGUGGGACAACAGGUAAACCUAAGGGAGUUGUGCAUACACACAGAAGCAUCAUUUCCCAGGUCCAAACCUUGACAAAAGCGUGGGAGUACACAUCUGAUGAUCAGUUUCUGCAUUGUCUACCACUACAUCAUGUUCAUGGGCUAUUCAAUGGUUUACUGGCACCUCUCUAUGCAGGUUCCACGGUUGAGUUUCUGCCAAAAUUUAGUGUGAGGGGAGUUUGGCAAAGGUGGCGUGAGUCAUAUCCAACUGGAGGAUCAAAGGUUGAUGGUGGUGCUAUAACUGCAUUUACUGGAGUUCCAACUAUCUAUAGCCGACUAAUACAAGGUUAUCAUGCAAUGGAUCCUGAGCUACAAGCUGCUUCAGCAUCUGCUGCAAGGAACUUGCGCCUUAUGAUGUGUGGGUCCUCCGCACUUCCUCAACCGGUUAUGCAAGAAUGGGAAGCCAUCACUGGGCAUCGCUUAUUGGAGCGAUAUGGUAUGACUGAAUUUGUCAUGGCAUUGUCAAAUCCAUUGAAAGGUAAGCGUAAGGCAGGCACCGUAGGCAAACCAUUUCCUGGUGUACAGGUCAAAAUUCUUGAAGAUGAUGGGAGUGAUAGUGGACUCACUGGAACGGGUGAGCUUUGCAUUAAAAGUCCUUCAAUGUUUAAAGAAUAUUGGAAUCUUCCUGAGGUAACAAAGGAAUCAUUUACAAAUGAUGGAUUCUUUAAGACUGGAGACGCAGUUACCACAGAUAAAGAUGGGUAUUACAUCAUUCUUGGACGUACUAAUGCUGAUAUAAUCAAGGCUGGUGGUUAUAAGCUGUCUGCAUUAGAAAUUGAAUCAGUUAUAAUAGAGCAUCCAGCUGUCUCAGAAUGUAGUGUUUUGGGCUUACCAGACAAAGUCUAUGGAGAAAUUGUUGGUGCAGUUAUUGUGCCAGAGCCUUCUGUUAAACGAAAGCGAGAGGAAGAGUCAAAGCCUGUUCUAACCCUAGAAGAGUUAUCCUCCUGGGCCAAAGACAAAAUUGCACCCUACAAGAUACCAACUCGACUCAUCGUGUGGGACUCAAUCCCUCGCAAUGCAAUGGGGAAGGUAAAUAAAAAAGAUCUCAAGAAGCUGCUGGCUUCGGAACAAUAAGUUCCAUUUGAGCUUCAUUUACUAGGCAAAGCCAAUUUCCUGAAACCAGUUUCAUGAUGGUGACUAUCUCAACAAAAUUGCAUUAAUUAUUUAGAUUAAAGAUAAGCCUUUAUUCUGGCUUUUCUCUAGUGCAAUAAGUUGUAGGUUUAUAGUUAGGAGGGGAAAAAAUGAAAUUCAUAGGGUGAUUGAAUGUAUUCUAUAGAUUUAUAGAUUUAUAUUGUAACGCAAUAUAAUUAUGCCGUCACACAUUGAUAUUAUUUUGUUCAGAAGUAAAUAUGAUGCUAGAUCAGCCGCAGCUAAUGUUCCUUCCCAGAGUCAGAAAUA
Lotus japonicus is the source of this 2300-nucleotide messenger RNA. RefSeq names its product probable CoA ligase CCL8. Gene Ontology annotation, molecular function: medium-chain fatty acid-CoA ligase activity. Gene Ontology annotation, biological process: fatty acid metabolic process. NCBI's taxonomy places the organism in Eukaryota, Viridiplantae, Streptophyta, Magnoliopsida, Fabales, Fabaceae. The transcript has 17 exons. The record is from RefSeq and is a predicted model, not a curated record. Bases 171 to 1976 code for a protein of 601 amino acids.